Molecule: messenger RNA, 1750 nt
Organism: Lutra lutra (Eurasian river otter)
Lineage: Eukaryota; Metazoa; Chordata; Mammalia; Carnivora; Mustelidae
Gene: PDIA2
Product: protein disulfide isomerase family A member 2
Biological process (GO): protein folding; response to endoplasmic reticulum stress
Cellular component (GO): endoplasmic reticulum
Molecular function (GO): protein disulfide isomerase activity
Source: RefSeq, a predicted model, not a curated record
GGGCCCCGCGGCCUUAUCUUCCCAGGACUGGGACUGGGUGCCACGUGGCAGCUGCGGCUUGGCCCCCGGCCCCCUUAUCUGCCCCCUGCCUCGUGGGCCCGGCACUGCCAUGGACGGCCAGCUCCCGCUCGAGCUGCUGCUGCUGCUGUUGCUUGCGGCCUCCGGCCUGCGGGGACAGGGCCCGGGGCCAGGGGGGCCUGAGGAAGAGCCCCCUGAGGAGGUGGUCCCCGAGGAGGAUGGGAUCUUGGUGCUGAGCCAGCGCACCCUGGGCCUGGCCCUGCGGAAGUACCGCACCCUGCUGGUGCAGUUCUAUGCCCCAUGGUGUGGGCACUGCAAGGCCCUGGCCCCUGAGUACAGCAAGGCAGCUGCCAUGAUGGCGGCAGAGUCUGCCAAAGCCAGACUGGCCAAGGUGGACGGGACCGCCGAGAUGGAGCUGACCCAGGAGUUCGCUGUGACGGAGUACCCCACGCUCAAGUUCUUCCGGGACGGGAACCGACACCCAGAGGAGUACACUGGCCCCCGAGAGGCCGACGGCAUCGCCGAGUGGCUGAGGCGGCGGCUGGGGCCCAGUGCCACCCAGCUGGAGGACGAGGAGGGCGCCCAGACCCUGAUAGAUGGCCAGGACGUCGUCGUCAUCGGCUUUUUCCAGGACCUACAAGACGAGGAUGUGGCCACCUUCCUGGCCCUGGCCCAGGAUGCCCUGGACAUGACCUUUGGCCUUACUGACCAGCCAGAGCUCUUUCAGAAGUUUGGCCUCACCAAGGACACUGUGGUUCUUUUCAAGAAGUUUGACGAGGGUCGGGCCGACUUCCCGGUGGACGAAGAGCUGGGCCUGGACCUGGGGGACCUGUCGCGGUUCCUCCUGGUGCACAGCAUGCGCCUGGUCACGGAGUUCAACAGCCAGACGUCGCCCAAGAUCUUCGCAGCCCGGAUCCUCAACCACCUGCUGCUGUUCGUCAACCAGACACUGGCCCCGCACCGGGAGCUCCUGGCGGGCUUUAGGGAGGCAGCGCCCCCGUUCCGGGGACAGGUGCUGUUUGUGGUGGUGGAUGUGGGCGCCAGCAACGACCACGUGCUGCAGUACUUCGGUCUGAAGGCCGAGGAGGUCCCCACCCUGCGCUUCAUCAACAUGGAGACCACCAAGAAGUAUGCGCCUGCGGCUGGCGGGUUGGUCACCGCGGCCUCUGUCACUGCCUUCUGCCACGCAGUCCUCGGUGGCCAGGUCAAGCCCUAUCUCCUGAGCCAGGAGCUCCCCCCUGACUGGGAUCAGCGGCCGGUCAAGACCCUCGUGGGCAAGAAUUUUGAGCAGGUGGCUUUCGAUGAAACCAAGAAUGUGUUUAUCAAGUUUUACGCCCCGUGGUGCAGCCACUGCAAGGAAAUGGCCGCGGCCUGGGAGGCCCUGGCUGAGAAGUACAAGGACCAUGAGGACAUCAUCAUCGCGGAGCUGGACGCCACUGCCAAUGAGCUGGAGGCUUUCCCUGUGCACGGCUUCCCUACCCUCAAGUACUUCCCAGCGGGGCCGGGUCGGAAGGUGAUUGAAUACAAAAGCACUAGGGAUCUGGAGACCUUCUCCAAGUUCCUGGACAACGGGGGCCAGCUGCCUGCCGAAGAGCCCACAGUCCCCGUUCCGGAGACAGUGCCCAACGCCAGCACGGAGCCCAAAGAGGAGCUGUAGCCGCCCCCACACUGCCGUCAAGCCCCCAGAGCAGAGCCCUGGAAGCCAGGCAGAGAAUAAAGAGCUUUGGUCCCG